GCAGGGGGAGCUUAUGGUGGCAAUGUAGGUUACUGUCAAGUUGGUGAUUUAGGUGCUGGUUUUGAUGGUGGCUAUGCAGGGUAUGGAUAUGGUGGCGGUCCUGGUUUUGAUGGAGGAGCAGGUGCUGGGUUUGGUGGAGGAGCAGGUGCUGGCUUUUGUGGAGGAGCAGGAGCUGGAUUUGGUGGAGGAGCUGGAGCUGGCUUUGGUGGAGGUGCAGGUGCUGGCUUUGGUGGAGGAGCUGGUGCUGGCUUUGGUGGAGGAGCUGGUUCUGGUUUUGGUGGAGGAGCUGGUGGUGGAUAUGGAUUUAACCAGGGAGGUGGAUUUGGUGAAGGUCUCCUUGCUACCAAUGAAAAGCAAACCAUGCAGAACUUAAAUGACCGCUUGGCCAACUAUUUGGACAAAGUGCGUAGCUUGGAGGAGUCCAAUGCUGAAUUGGAGAAAAAGAUUCGGGAAUGGUAUGAAAAGCAAAGUCCUGUUAGUAAAGCUGCUGAUUACAGUCAAUAUUACAAGACCAUUCAGGAUAUCCGUGACAAGAUCUUUGCCGCCACUAAAGAGAAUAACAUAGUGCUUCUGGAGAUUGAUAACACUAGACUCACC
This is a messenger RNA of Staurois parvus, 597 nucleotides long. Lineage: Eukaryota; Metazoa; Chordata; Amphibia; Anura; Ranidae. The record is from the annotation of a GenBank genome assembly.